Molecule: messenger RNA, 690 nt
Organism: Puma concolor (puma)
Lineage: Eukaryota; Metazoa; Chordata; Mammalia; Carnivora; Felidae
Source: RefSeq, a predicted model, not a curated record
AUGGCCACCGCGCCGUUCUCUGAAGUGCGCCAGAACUACCACCCUGAAUGCGAGGGCGCCAUCAACAGCCAGAUCAACCUGGAGCUCUACGCCUCCUACGUGUACCUGUCGAUGGCUUUCUAUUUCGACCAUGAUGACGUGGCCCUGGAGAAUGUCUCCAAGUUCUUCCUGCGCCAGUCCCAUGAGGAGAAGGAGCGUGUCGAGAAGCUGAUGCAGCUGCAGAACCAGCGUGGGGGCCGCCUCCGCCUCCACGACAUCAUGAAGCCUGACCGCGACAACUGGGAGAGCGGCCUGAAGGCCAUGGAGUGCGCCUUUCACCUGGCGAAGAGCGUGAACCAGAGCCUGCUCGACCUGCACCAGCUGGCUACUGACAAGAACGACGCCCAUCUGUGCAGCUUCCUGGAGACCAACUACCUGCCGGAGCAAGUGAAGGUCAUCAAAGAGCUGGGGGGCUACAUCACCAGCCUGCAUAGCAAGAAAGGGACCCCAGAAGCCAUUAUGGCAGAGUACCUCUUUAACAAGCUCACUGUGGGCAAUAGUGGCAUUUGCUUUCCAGGAUGUCCCAAUAGACCUUUCCAGGAUUUGGGUCUGCCUCCACUAGCCCAGUAUGUACAAGGUGUUUGGGAAAAGCCCCUGGGCCUCUGGAGUGUAAUACCAGAGCCUUGGUAUGUUGGUAUGCUGCAGCAGUGA